Durusdinium trenchii is the source of this 1905-nucleotide messenger RNA. The record is from the annotation of a GenBank genome assembly. Lineage: Eukaryota; Dinophyceae; Suessiales; Symbiodiniaceae.
AUGACCAUUGUCCGUUUUGAGCAACCCCCGUCGUCAUGGACCUGCAAAGGUGUCUUGGCAGGGGAAGACCUUGGAACCAUAGCAAUCCGAAUACAUGAGACCCUGGAAGUCCAGUCGACCAUUUUUCAAUUGGUCUGGACUCGGUGGCCCGAGUCCGUCCUUUCCGACCAUGAAACAGAAAGAUCAUCGAGCUGGACGUCGGUCGGAGCUUUUUCCACACUGACGACCCAUACCUGUACCCAUACCGGAGGCUUUUCAUACCCUUCUGCACCCCGCACCUGGGCCAAUCCAACCUCCACGCUGUCGGGCGCGCUCCGACCCUCGCGAUGGUCGGUCGCGAUGGAGUGCGAUGAACUGCUGCGCUCCAACGGCCUGAGCGAUGACGGUCAGCCUGAGGGCAGCGAAGGCACGCCACGGUCCCUGAUCCUGGUGGCGGCCGAACGGCGCGGGCGCCGUGCCGCCCGUAGUGGGCGGCCGCCUUGCGGCGUUUGCGGCCCUGGCCGGCUGGUGGCACUGGCGGUCGGCCUCCUCCUCCUCCUUGUUGGAACUUUGGGGGGCCGAACUGCUGGAGAUUGGAGGGCUGACAAUGUGACUGCCGAGAGCGGAGCGCCGCGCUUGGAGCACGCGAAGGUCUCCAUGGAGGUGCAGCUGCAAGAGGCGGCCGGGUGUCCAGCGGCCGAUUGGCAGAUGGGGCGGAUGGAGCCACCGAUGGUCGAAGACGAGAGGAAGGAAGGCAAUCCCGAUGUCCCCUUUCAGUUUAACUUUGAUGCUGAGGUCACCACCAGCUUCGGUGGCUUUGAAGCAGUCUCCGAUCCUCCCUUCUCUGUGAUGACGGUGGUCACGCAGCCCUACAGCUUCGAUUCAGGAGUGAAGUUCAAUACCAUCUCUUGGGGCUUGUUACCUCUUGUCGAGCCUCCAGUGACCAAAGUGGAAAUUGGAGGGACGAACUUUAUUGCUGAUACGGUUUCGGUCUUCCAGACAGAGGCUGAUGUGACUCCAGCUUAUAAAUUGGUUCUUACCGGUUGGUCUGCCAUCGGUCGUCGCUUGUCGGCGCGACGCGAGCUGGACGUGCGACGCUUGCAGCAAGUCUUUCGUUGCCCGGAUGGGUGUGAAAUCCCGAUUCAAUAUGUGAACGAUGACUUCUGCGAUUGCUCGAACUGUGCUGACGAGCUGGAUUGGACCUGCGGCACUUGUGGAGCAGCAGCCCAAGAGGAGGAAAAUACUGCGACAGGCGUCGGUGUGGGCGUGGGCGUUGGCACGGCCCUGGCGUUGGGCAUUGGCUUGGGCGUAGGCCUCGGCACUGGAGUUGGUGCUGGGGCUGGCACUGCCAGCUCUGCCGGUACGGCGGGACUGGUGGGCUUGGUGGCUUUGGCGGCGCAAGGGCUCCUGAGGCUUCGGGUGUCCAACAGCGCCACGUUGCAAGACCCCAACUUUGCCGAUGCCUCGAAGGAAACCGUCGCGCGACUGUCUGGGAGUGGAGUUGCUGCGGCGAUGGUGGAGCUCAUCAUCAACUGUGCCAAUGCAGCUGCGCCUGCGGGCAUGCCGACCAUGCCAGCUGUGAGUCUGCCCUACGAGGGGUCAAGCCAACCAAAGGGCGGGCGCGGGGGCGUGCAGAGCCGGCUCCUGCGGGCGGCCCGGCGCUUGCAAGAGACGGUGGGCGUCUGCUUUCAGGUGCGCGUGGGCGAUGACGCCGCGGAGGAGGUGUGCCAAAGCCUCAGCGCCUAUGACACGAACACGGUGCAGACGGUGCUCUCCUCCGAACUCUUGGAAGCUGGCAUCAACCCUGAGGACGUGUCAGUUGUGGGUUAUGACGCAACUCCCAAUCCUCGCUCUUACAAUCCUCUGCUCGACGAUGACACCAGCUUUUUUGCUCCUCCCUCUGGAUUUGCUCUUGGGAGACUUUGA